This is a messenger RNA of Penicillium taxi, 1881 nucleotides long. Its product is annotated as putative phosphoinositide-specific phospholipase C. The transcript has 4 exons. Gene Ontology annotation, molecular function: phosphatidylinositol-4,5-bisphosphate phospholipase C activity. The record is from RefSeq and is a predicted model, not a curated record. Gene Ontology annotation, biological process: lipid metabolic process; phosphatidylinositol-mediated signaling. Lineage: Eukaryota; Fungi; Ascomycota; Eurotiomycetes; Eurotiales; Aspergillaceae. Bases 1 to 1881 code for a protein of 626 amino acids.
AUGAAUACAGUUGAAAGUCUUGUGGAUCGGGCACGUCAUAUAUCGUUGAACCCAGUGGAUAAAUUCCACGCAACGCUUGAUUCACACCUCCAAAAUAUCUACGAAUCUCUCACAAAGUCUCCAGACAAAAAAGCGGAGUUUUUAAAAACUGCCGAUGUCCUUCCAACUACAGAUCCUCUGGUUUCGCUGGAUGCAUUCCGUGCUUACAUGAAAGAUGCGGCUUCGUGUGCCCAAGCACCAGCCAAGCAGCUGGAUGUCUCAGCGCCCAUCUCGGAUUAUUACAUUUCGUCCAGUCACAACACUUAUUUGACGGGUAAUCAACUGUAUAGUGAUGCUGCUGCUAGUGCAUAUACGUCGGUAUUACUGCGGGGCUGCCGUUCUGUCGAGAUUGAUGUUUGGGAUGGAGAAACUGAAGACUCAGAUUCUAGCGAUUCAGAAUCAUCUAGUGAUGAUGCCAAAGAAAAAAGUGGAAGCUUGAAAAGCAAGGUCAAAGGAAAACUCAAGUCCAAACUCCACUCCGAAGCAAGUUCUGGUGCGGGAUUGAAGCAUGCUGUUUCUUCUAGGUUGGAAGAGGCGUUGCAGCGCCGCGAAGCCACCCGGAAUGAGAAUCGUACUGCCAAUUCUGCUUCGAACCAGCAGCUCAAACUGGUGGAGCCUCGCGUUCUGCAUGGAUAUACAUUGACCAAAGGCACUACCUUCCGCGAGAUUUGCCAUGCUAUUCGUGAUAGUGCCUUUGUGGUGAGUGAUCUACCCGUUAUCGUCAGCCUAGAAAUUCAUGCUUGCUUAGAGCAGCAGCAAAUGAUGGUUGAUAUCAUGAAAGAUAUUUGGAAGGGGCUGCUUGUUGAGGUUCCGGAGGGUCAGGUUAAUGAAUUGCCAACACUGGGACAGUUGAGAAGGAAAAUCCUGGUCAAGACGAAAUCACUGCCUCUUCCUGGAACGGUGGAAAAGCCCGAAGUUCCAAAAACCAAUGCCCCUGAACUCACAGAAAAUGUCGCCAGUACUCAGCUUGCUGAGGACGAAACUCAAAAACCAGCUAAGCCUUCCAAGGUUCUCGAAGCCCUGGCCCAAAUGGCGGUAUACACUCAAGCGUAUCAUUUUAGUCAGUUCGAACAACCAGAGGCAAAAAUCCCAGUGCACAUAUUUUCACUAUCUGAAAAUGCAGCUCGCGAGGCCCAUGAGAAUCAACGCGCGGCGUUAUUCGAACAUAACCGUGUAUCAAUGAUGCGGAUUUUUCCCUACGCAUUCCGCGUCACAUCCUCUAAUCUUGACCCAUCUUUCUUCUGGCGCAGAGGUGCGCAGAUCGUAGCGUUGAAUUGGCAAAAGUUCGACAAAGGCAUGAUGCUGAAUGAGGGCAUGUUCUGCGACACACCGGGUUGGGAACUCAAGCCUCCAGGCUACCGAAGCUCCGAGUCCUCCUCAGACAUCAUUGCUCGUAGGUCACUUGAUUUGACAAUUGAGAUUUUCGCUGCACAAGAUUUGUCACUGCCACAAGGCGAUCAUGGGAAAUGGUUUAAUCCCUAUGUCAACUGUCAGCUGCAUGUCGAGGAGCCAGACAGUCCAGUUGCGACUGGACGUGACGACGCAAGUUCCGACGAGGAAAAAAGCAGUUACAGGCGUUGCACGAAAAAGUCAGCGGGCACGAACCCUGAUUUCAAGGGGCAAAAGCUAGAGUUCCCGACUGUGGCUGGAGUGAUAGAAGAGUUGAGUUUCGUUCGGCUCAAAAUUAAGGAUGAGGAGAUAGGUCGUGAUUCCUUGGCUGCGUGGGCGUGUAUUCGGCUUGACCGGUUACGAGAAGGAUAUCGACUCCUCCAUCUUCGUGAUCGUACUGGAGCAAAAGCAGGGGGAGUUUUAUUGGUUCAUGUCACAAAGCGUAUUUCCUGA